GGCUGAGCCAGACUGUGGUCUACACUCAUCUUUCCCCCAGGAGGCUCUCCUUCCCAGCCCCUUUGUUCAGUCUAGCCGGUGGGUUGAGUCAGUCAGAAGAAGGCUGUGCUAACCCAACAAAUCCAAAUCACUGUGGGAACACCGACAAGAGAAAGAAGAGGCCGAAAAAUACAUCCACCGGAUGACGUUUUUAGUUAGAGGCACAGCAGAAAGAAAACGGAAAAAGUUGGUUUUGAGUGUUGCUGAUGCUGCGUUUAAUGCCGGGAACCGUCUGGCCCUGCGUGGAAGCGUUUGGCUCAUUUAAGUCCGUUAUCGUCGCUCCAGUAUAGCCGCCUGAGCUAACACGCUGUUAGAGAUGAACCGGCAGGCUACAUGCUAACCCAUCACCGGUAUAUUGCUGACAGUGUGCAGUUGUUGCCACCAUCCAUCCAGUGAUCCACGCUGACUCUCCCUUUCAGUUUCUGCUCAGCAUCCAUAUUUGCAUCCCAGGGAGUGGCAGCCACUAAUCCCCUCUUUUUCCACCCGUGGCUAGGAAAUCAAAGUUGGACACCCCCUGAAUUUUCUCACAGGAUGCUAAAACAUGGAGAGUGACAGCCACCACUCCCACAUCUAGUGCCUGAUCCAAAAGCCUUCAUCGCCCAGGAAGGAGGAACUCUCAGGUCUCCCUGCUAACGUAGAAUGAACAUGCUCAAGUCCAGUGGACUGAAAAUCCCUGGGCGCGGGGCCAAGCAUUCCAGCCCAGUGGGAAGGACCUCAGCGGGUGGAACGUCCAGCCCCGUUGCCCCUAAAGACAGUGCUGCGCUGAAGCCCACCACUCCAACUAAAAUCUCGGAAGAGGGCGACGAUGUUUUGGGGGAUUACACCGUUGGCGAACAGGUUUGGGUCAACGGUGUGAAACCAGGAGUUAUCGCCUACCUAGGGGAGACCCAGUUUGCUCCAGGACAGUGGGCAGGCGUCAUACUGAAUGACCUAGUUGGCAAAAACGAUGGUUCAGUGGGUGGCGUGCGCUACUUUGAGUGCCAGCCCCUCCAGGGAAUCUUUACGCGACCCUCAAAGCUCACCCGACAGCCAGUCGGAGAGGGGAGCGACAGCCACUCCACCGACUCAACCCAGAAUCAGACUCAGCAGGGUGGCGGCGGCGGCAGCGCCCCCGCCGGCCAGCGGGUGGUGGUACCACUCAGAGAGGGCCUGCUCAACAGCGCCGUGAAAACGGGAAAUGAGUCUGGGUCCAACAUGUCUGACAGUGGUUCGGUUAAAAAAGCAGGUGAUAAGGAUCUUCGAGUUGGAGAUCGAGUUUUGGUUGGGGGCUCGAAGAUGGGCGUCAUACGCUAUAUGGGGGAGACAGACUUCGCUAAGGGCGAAUGGUGUGGGGUCGAGCUGGAUGAGCCUCUGGGGAAGAAUGAUGGUGCAGUAGCUGGUACAAGAUACUUUCAGUGUCUCCCUAAGUUUGGCUUGUUUGCUCCAGUCCACAAAGUGAUCCGCAUCGGCUUCCCCUCCACCAGCCCGGCGAAGGCUAAGAAGAGCAAGCGGGUGGCAAUGGGAGUUUCCUCUCUGGCCCACAGCCCCAGCAGUUCCUCCAUCAGUUCAGUCAGCUCGGUGGCCUCCUCUGUAGGUGGACGUCCGAGCCGUGCUGGACUGCUGACGGAGACAUCAUCGCGCUACGCACGGAAGAUCUCGGGCACCACCGCGCUGCAGGAAGCCCUGAAGGAGAAGCAGCAGCACAUCGAGCAGCUGUUGGCCGAGAGGGACUUGGAGCGGGCGGAGAUGGCCAAGGCCACGAGCCACAUCUGCGAGGUGGAGAAAGAGCUGAGCGCCCUCAAGGCUCAGCACAUGCAGUAUGUGACAGAGAACGAGAAUGGUCUCCAGCAAGUCAAAGCCAUGCUGGCCAGCACGCAGAAGGAUAAGCUGGAACUGGCCAAUCAGCUCGAAGAAGAAAAAAGGAAAGUGGAGGACCUGCAGUUCAGAGUAGAAGAGGAAUCCAUCACCAAAGGAGACCUGGAGACUCAGACGAAAUUGGAACAUGCCCAUAUUCGUCAGCUUGAGCAGAGCCUGCUCCUCGAAAAGUCGAGAGCAGAGACGCUCCACAAAGAAUUAGAGAAGCGGAGGCAAACUACAGUUGAAGAGAAGAGCCGCAUCAUGCAGUUGGAGGAGGAGCUCAGCCUCAGGAGAGCCGAGAUCACGAAUCUCCAGGUCCAGCUCAAAGGGGCUGAUGCAAGCUGGCAGAAAGUUGACCGUGCUGAUGCGGCCCAGGGGUCCGACGCCCAGCCAGAGACCCUCCUGCUGCGCGAGCAGCUGGUGUCAGCGGGCCGGGAGCACUACAAGGAGAGCAGCGAGCUCAGAGAGAAGUACGAGACUGCCUUAGCAGCAAGCCAGCAGGAGAUCGACUCAUUGAAGGCUGUCGUGGAGAAACAGAACGUGGAGAUCAAUGAGAUGAAACAGAAAGCUCAACAGGCUACCAAGGAAAACGUGGAAAUGAUGGACACCUGGAAGGCUAAAUUUGACACUUUAGUCAGUGACCACCAGCGAUCCUUGGAGGAACUAAAGGCAACACUGAGCAGUAGUCAUACCGCUACAGAAGGUCAAGAGCAGGACACCCAGGAGCUGAGAGCAACCCUGGAAAGCCUGAAGAUGGAGCACCAGCUAGAGGUGGAGAACCUCAAGGCCAAACAUAAAAUUGAAGCUGCCAUCCUGACAAAGGAACGAGAGGACCUCUGCGCUCGUCUGCAGGAGGCCAAAGACCAGCUGGCUCAAGGCAACCAGACAUGGAGGGCUGAAUUGGAAGCCAAAAGUGGAAAGCACGCGCUGGAGGCAGCUACGGAUAAGCUACAGAAGGCGGAGCAGAGGCUGGCAGAUAUGGAGACGCUUCAGAUGGAGCAGAACAAAAGAGCGGAAGAGCUGAGGGAGAGGCUGGAGCUGUCAGAGAAGCAGAUGACGGACUACCAGGCUCUGCAGAAAGCUCAGGAGGCGAGCCAAGAAGAGAUCCAGAAACUCGAGGAGAAGCUGAGGGUGACGGCCAACCAGCUCCAGGCCAUCCAGGCCGAGCGCUUCACAUCUAAUGAUGCUAAUGUGAUAGAAGAUAAUGAAAUUUCAGAUGAGAAGAUGAAGCUAAAACAGAACAUAGAAGAAACAAUGGAGAAGCUGCUGAAAAGGGAAAAAGAAGUCUCUACUCUCACUUCCCAGGUUGAAGCCCUCAAAUCACAAAUCGGAGCGCUGGAGGGCAAAGUUCGCAGCGGGGAGAAGAGAGCCGAAGCCCUGGCCAAGGAGAAGACGCGCAUGGAGGCAGAGCUAGAGUCCAUGACCAAGAAAUCCCAUGAUGCCUCUGGGCAGCUAGUGAGCAUCAGCCAGGAGCUGCUGAAGAAGGAGAGAAGUCUGAAUGAGCUGAGGGUGUUACUCCUGGAAUCACAUCGUCAUUCCCGGGAUAUGGACAAAGACCUGAGCCGAGAGGUCCACAAGGCUGAGUGGAAGGUCAAGGAGCAGAAACUUCAGGAUGACAUCAAGACGCUGCGAGAAAAACUGCUUUUACUGGGUCGGGAACGAUCCUCCCCUGACCACCGGCGGUACUCGAUGCUAGACCCCUCGGCUCUGGACUCGGAGGUGACCCGUCUGCGCCAACGGCUGCUCAGCACUGAGGAAGCCCUGAGGAACGCCUUAGAGCACAACCAACAAGUCGACCAGCUGGUCCAGGCCAUGCGGAAGAAUCCAGAAAAAAGCCCGGUCCACGGUGCAAAUUCGGCUAAUGGAAUUCACCACCAGGAGUCACACAGCGCUCAAGAUGAACAACACUGAUAUGAGCAGAAGCGAUGAGAGUGGGACGCUGACGUGACCCCGAGUGAACUGGGACGUGCUGAAGUACACCUGAAACGUCAAAGUUUGGUCCGACGUGUCUCCCGAUGCUGCGGUGGACGCCUGAAACAUUUCAGUUUACAGUUAAUACCAAAACAGCGAAUCUCUGUCUCAAGUGAAUAUAUGUGUUGUUACAGAAAGCACCUAUUAGCCAAUCAUGAAGACCACUUAAAAGUACUUUAAACAGGAAAAAAUAAAAAAAGAGAUAUGGACGUGAAGAGAUUAUCAGCUCAACAACUGCUGAGAACUGGCAGUGUGGCAACUUUUGAUGCUUUACAUUAGUUAGAAAAUUUGAAGUUUUGUCAUUCGCUGAAGUCUGAAUGACUGCGCUGAAUUUUGACGAAGAAAGCAAAAAGACUGAUGGACGACGAGAAGAAAAACUGGGUCUCAGUCGCUUUGUUUUAUUUAUUACUUUUAUUUUGCUCCUUGGCUUUGUAAUAAUCCUGUCUGCUAUACGUGAGCUGAUGGCCUGAUUUUGUUUUUAUUUUAAAGGAAGUUUGACUCGUGUCUCACCUUGCUUGAUAUCUGAUGAGGAUUGGUAGCAAACAUUACCCUUAAUCCAGAAUUAUUUGAACUCAAUUUUAGUUACACUGCACCAGAUCAAAACAAGUCAUCUCAGGGCACUCGCCAUAGUAACUACAACAUUACACUAUAGUAAUAGCAUCUCUGCUACCAACUUUGUGAAAAUAACCAGUUUUUACAGUCACUUUUCAACUUUGUGUUUUUAAAAGGAACAUGAGCACUGAACAAAUACAAAAGCAACAGUUUGUUGCAAUAUAGGAGAAGAUGACAGAGAAGGUGGAAGAAUAGUACAAAGCAAUGCUGUCCUGUCUGCAGACCGAGUAUGUACUGAUCCAGCACAGUGCUGGAUGUUGACCUGAGCGUUUGAAAGCUUGGCCAUGUUUAAUAUGAGCAGUCACCAUGAUAACAGUAUAUACAUAAGGAAAAGUGUAAUAAGCCUAAUGUAAACAGAAUAUAAGGACAGUGAAGGACGUGCUUUACUGAACAGUGGGAUCAUUUCUAUUCCUCUACAGCCACCGCCUGGUCAACAUUUGUUUGCAGCAAACAGGAAAAACACCCUUGAAGUUAUGAAGUUCUCAGGCAGCUCCUCAGAACCAUUUGGUCCCAAAGCGCCUUAAUGUACGUCUACUGGUAGAAGCACGAUGAGCACAAAGUUAGGUUCAGUGUGGUCGUUUAAAUGUUGACUGGAGCUCUUUUAACGGUCAUUUCUGAUCCAAGGAUAAAAUACAAAAUCAACCUCUUCCCGUCUUGGAAGACCCCGCCCUCCCUCGCCAACACACAUGAAGAGCGUCAUCUGUUACAGGACUGAUGGUGAUGAUGUUACUACCAAUCCUCCCUUAAGGUGUUUGUUAAGCCUUUCAGCCAUUUACACAUCAGUGGACUCAUUGUGCAGACUGAACCUGGGAGACGUUGCAGGACAUUUGUAGUACAAAUACAGUGAACCAUUUCAGACUUUUUCAUUGUCUAAAACUGUCUGACCGCGCAUCAAUACAUCUUUCUCUGAUCGGUGGCUUUGUGUUAAUUUACUAUAUAUGGUACAAAAUACAGUGUGAGCCUAUUGUAAUGGCCCUGGAUUUCUUUACUGACCCUUUCUGAAGUCUUCUGAAGGGCUUUCCCAGGAGCUAAAACCCAAACAGCAGUGUGGGAAGUUACGUUCGUCCUUCCCUGGAUCAAAAUCAUCCGGAUUUCAUUUGCCUCUAACAUUUAUACUCUUAAGUCUUCCAAAUAUUGUUUUUAUCCAUUUGUCAAACUGAACUAAGGGGGGGAUCCUGUUUGUAGUUGGUCACAGGUUGCUAUUGCUUCACAGGAGGCACUACACAGAGGUGGGGUGGGGGUGUGCAGAAAGGCUUGAGUAGUGUCCCCUGAGAACACAUGCAGGGCAGGUACUGGUCAGCUCAAAUAAAACCUGAAUUUUCCACUGGAUAUUGUACAUGGCCUUUACAGCUGGAGGGUUCAUACCCUUUGGAGUAUUGCUGCGAUGGUUUUGGAGAUUGAGUCAUUAAAUAUUAACAAUGCA
This is a messenger RNA of Maylandia zebra (zebra mbuna), 5881 nucleotides long. It is a transcript of the gene clip2, whose product is annotated as CAP-GLY domain containing linker protein 2. Gene Ontology annotation, cellular component: cell cortex; microtubule plus-end; nucleus. Gene Ontology annotation, molecular function: microtubule plus-end binding. The record is from RefSeq and is a predicted model, not a curated record. Gene Ontology annotation, biological process: cytoplasmic microtubule organization. NCBI's taxonomy places the organism in Eukaryota, Metazoa, Chordata, Actinopteri, Cichliformes, Cichlidae.